UCAUCCAUCCAUCCAUCCGUCCAUCCAUCCCUUCAUCCAUCUGUCCAUCCAUCCACCCAGCUGUCCCUCUGUCCAGCCAUCCAUCCCCUCAUCCAUCUAUCCCUUCAUCCAUCCAUCCGUCCAUCCAUCCCUUUAUCCACCUGUCCAUCCAUCCACCCAGCUGUCCCUCUGUCCAGCCAUCUAUCCCUUCAUCCAUCCAUCCGUCCAUCCAUCCCCUCAUCCUUCUAUCCAUCCAUCCAUCCCGUCAUCCAUCUAUCCAUCCAUCUGUCCAUCCAUCCCUUCAUCCAUCCAUCCCUUCAUCCAUCUGUUCAUCGCUCCACCCAUCCACCUGUCCAUCCACCUGUCCAUCCACCUGUCCAUCCAUCCAUCCAUCCAUCCAUCCAUCCCUUCACCCAUCCAUCCCUCCGUCCACCUAUCCAUCCCUCCAUCCAUCUGUUCAUCCCUCCAUCCAUCCAUUCAUCCAUCAUUCAUCUGUCCACCCAUCCCCCAUCCACCCAUCCAUCCCUCUGUCCAUCCCUCUGUCCAUCCGUCCAUGCAUCUGUUCAUCCCUUCACCCAUCCAUCCGUCCAUCCAUCCUUUUGUCCAUCAGUCCAUCCAUCCCCCAUCCACCCCUCCAUCAUCUGUCCCUCCCUCCAGCCCUUCCUCAUGCAUCCCUACAUCUCUCCAUCCCUCCAUCCGUCCCUCCAUCCUCCACCUCUCCUUCUAUCCCUCCAUCUCACCAUCCCUCCAUCCUCCAUCUCUCCAUCCCUCCUGCCGUUCUCUCCAUCCUGCCCACCCUCCAUCUAUCUCCCUGUCUCUCCAUCUCCUUGUCUCCCCAUCUCUUCAUCCACCCCUCCAGCCAAACCUCCAUCUCUCAUCUCUCCAUCCCUCCAUCCUCCAUCUCUCCAUCUAUCCCUCCAUCUCUCCAUUCCUCCACCCCUCCAUCCUCCAUCCCUCCUGCCCUUCUCUCCAUCCUGCCCACCCUCCAUCUCCCCAUCUCUCCAUCUCCUUGUCUCCCCAUCUCUCCGUCCACCCCUCCAGCCAAACCUCCAUCCCUCAUCUCUCCAUCCCUCCAAUGUUCCCUCCCUCCCACCAUCUGACCAUCUCCCCGCCAUGUUCCUGUCCCUGCUGUUGUCCCCCCGGUGACUCACGGCCCGCAGGGCGCUGAGCAGCUGGGAGUAGGAGAAGAUGAUGAGGGAGAGGGGGACGAUGAAGCAGAAGAUGAAGAGGAACCAGGUGUAGUACUCGCUCUUGUACUUGGUGCCCACCGUGUACCAGUCGGGGCCGCAGGAGCACUGCAGCCCCUCGGGGACGUACCUGGGGACACGGCUGUCACCUCCCGCCCGGCGUCACCCUCAUCACCCCUGUGUCACCCGUGUGUCACCGCUAUGUCACCCUGUGUUACCCUAUAGCACCCUGUGUCACCCCGUGGCACUCCAUGGCACCUUGUGUCACCCCGUAUUCACCCCUGUGUCACCUCUGUGUCACCCCAUAGCACCCUUGUAUCACCCCAUAUCACCCCUGUGUCACCCAUGGCACCCUCAUGACCUCCCCACCGCUCCUGGACAUGUUCAGCCCCCUGUCCCUGCGUCCCCCCUUGUCUCCUUGUCCCCAAUGUCCCCCCCGUCCCAGUGUCCCCACCUUGUGUCCUCCAUGUUCCCCCUGUUCCUGUGUCCCACCCUGUUCCCCUUUGUCCCCCCUGUUCCCCCGUGUCCCCCGUGUCCCCUGUGUCCCCACCUGCUCCAGCCGAACCAGGGGGGGAGGGCGACACCCAGGCCGAUGACCCAGGUGGCCACCACCGCCAUGAGGGCGUGUUUGGAGUUGAAGCGGAAGUUCCCGAAGGGUUUGCAGAUGACGAUGUAGCGCUCGAAGGCCAGGAAGGCCAAGGACCAACCUGUCACCAGCCCUGGGGACACCACACCACGGGGACAUCAACCUGAGGUCCAGCCACCCCCACGACCACACCAUGGUGGUCACCUCCACCUCCAGCCCCACCAUGAGCCAGGGUGGUCAACCCUACGUGCAGCCCCACAGACCACGGUGGUCACCCCAACUCUGGCUGUGGUGGUCACCCCAGCUCCUCCAGCUCCACCAAACGAUGGUGGUCACCCCAACAUCUACAGCCCCAUCAGGUCAUAGUGGUCACCCCAACAUCUACAGCCCCACCAAACCAUGGUGGUCACCCCAACUCUGGCCAUGGUGAUCACCUCAACUCCUCCAACCCCGCCAAACCAUGGUGGUCAACCCUACUUGUAGCCCCACAGACCACAAUGGUCACCCCAACUCUGGCUGUGGUGGUCACCCCAGCUCCUCCAGCUCCACCAAACCCUGGUGGUCACCCCAACACCUACAGCCCCAUCAGGUCAUAGUGGUUACUCCAACUUCUCCAGCCCCACCAAACCAUGGUGGUCACCCCAACUCUGGCCAUGGUGAUCUCAACUCCGCCAACCCCACCAAACCAUGGUGGUCACCCCAGUUCCUCCAGCCCCACCAAACUGCGAUGGUCACCCUCACCUCUAGCCCCACCAACCCAUGAUGGUCACCUCCACCUACAACCCCACAACAAACCAUGAUGGUCAACCCUAUGUACAGCCCCAGCAGAUCACAAUGGCCACCCCAGCUCCUCCAGCUCCACCAGACCACAGCUGGUCACCCCAACAGCUGUAGCCCCCACAAACCAUGGUGGUCACUCCUACCUCCAGCCCCACCAGACUGUGGUGGUCAACCCUAUCUAUAGCCCCAUCAGGUCACAUUGGUCACCCCAACUCCUAGAGCUUUACUGGACCACUGUAGUCACCCCCACCUCCAGCCUCACUGCACCAUGAUGGUCAACCCGACAUGCAGCCCCACCAGACUAUGGUGCUCAUCUCCAUCCACCGCCCCAACAGACCAUGGUGGUCACCCCAACUCCACCAGACCACAAUGGACACGCAAAUCCUCCAGCCGGACCAAACCAUGAUGGUCACCCCAAAUCCAGCCACAGUUGGUCACCCCAACUCCUCCAGCCCCACCAGACCAUGGUGGUCACCACCACUCCUCCAGCCCCACCAAACCAUGGUCAUUGUCCAAAUUCCAACCAUGGUGGUCACCCCAACUCCACCAGACCACCGUGGUGACCCCAGCUCCUCCAGCCCCACCAGACCACAGUGGUCAUCUCCACCUACAACCCAACCACAAGCCAUGAUGGUCAGCCCUAUGGACAGCCCCACCAGACCACAGAGGUCACCUCCACCGACAAUCCAACCACAAGCCAUGAUGGUCAGCCCUAUGGACAGCCCCACCAGACCACGGUGGUGACCCCAACUCCACCAGACCACAAUGGUCACCCCAACUCCUCCAGCUCCACCAAACCAUGGUGGUCACUCCAGCUCCUCCAGCCCCACCAAACCAUGAUGGUCACCUUGGCUCCAGCCAUGGUAUCACCCCAACUCCUCCAGCCCAUGCUGGUCAUUCCAACUCAUCCAGCUCCACCAAACCAUGGUGGUUGCCCCUGCUCCUCCAGCCCCACCAAGCCAUGAUGGUCACCCCAGCUCCAGCCAUGCUGAUCACCCCAACUCCUCCAGCCCAUGGUGGUUACCUCAACUCAUCCAGCUCUGUCAGAGCAUGGUGGUCACCCCAUCUUCCCCAGCCCAUGGUGAUCACCCCAGCUUCUCCAGCCCCACCACAAUGUGGUGAUCACCCCAACGCCUUCAGCCCCUUCCACCCAUGCCAGUGUUACCCCACCACAAACCAUGAUAUGCAACCUUAUCUACAGCCCCAUCAGACCAUAUUGGUCACCCCAACCCCUCCAGCCCCACCAAACCAUGGUGGUCACCCCAGUUCCUCCAGCCCAUGCUGGUCAUCCCAACUCAUCCAGCUCCAUCAAACCAUGGUGGUCACCCCAGCUCCUCCAGCCCCACCAUGAUGGGGUGAUCAACCCAACCCCUCCAGCCACACCAAGCCAUGGUGGUCACCCCGACUCAUCCAGCUCUGUCAGACCAUGGUGGUCACCCCAGCUUCUCCAGCCUCACCACAAUGUGGUGAUCACCCCAACGCCUCCAGCCCCACCACAAUGUGGUGAUCAUCCCAACCCCUCCAGCCCCACUAGCUCAUGGUGGUGUUACCCCACCACAAACCAUGAUGGUCAACCUUAUGUACAGCCCCACCAGACCAUACUGGUCACCCCAGCUCCACCAGCCCCACCACGACGGGGUGAUCACCCCAACCCCUCCAGCCCCACCAAACCAUAGUGGUCACCCCAGCUCCAGCCAUGCUGAUCACCCCAACUCCUCCAGCCCAUGGUGAUCACCCCAACUCCUCCAGCCCAUGGUGGUCACCCCAGCUCCUCCAGCCUCACCACAAUGUGGUGAUCACCCCAGCUCCUCCAGCCCCACCACAAUGUGGUGGUCCCCCCAACUCCUCCAGCCCAUGGUGGUGUCACCCCACCACAAACCAUGAUGCUCAACCUUAUGUCCAGCCCCACCAGACCAAGGUGGUCACCCCAGCUCCUCCAGCACCACCAAACCAUGAUGGUCACCCCAUCUCCUCCAGCCAUGCUGAUCACCCCAACUCCUCCAGCCCAUGGUGAUCACCCCAGCUCCUCCAGGCCAUGGUGGUGUCACCCCACCACAAAC
Molecule: messenger RNA, 4592 nt
Organism: Columba livia (rock pigeon)
Lineage: Eukaryota; Metazoa; Chordata; Aves; Columbiformes; Columbidae
Product: proline-rich protein 36-like
Exons: 1
Source: RefSeq, a predicted model, not a curated record